Misgurnus anguillicaudatus (oriental weatherfish) is the source of this 3244-nucleotide messenger RNA. It is a transcript of the gene gp1ba, whose product is annotated as glycoprotein Ib platelet subunit alpha. Gene Ontology annotation, molecular function: protein binding. The record is from RefSeq and is a predicted model, not a curated record. NCBI's taxonomy places the organism in Eukaryota, Metazoa, Chordata, Actinopteri, Cypriniformes, Cobitidae.
AACUUUUAUCAGGAAACACAACGGGAGGGGACGAGGAGAAUGUGAUGUAGAAAACUGACAUCUGGAGGAAAAGAUUAUGGUCUGAGGAAGACAGAUAGAGCUCACAUGACUAUAAGACGUCUUAGAGGAGUACGAGUCUGACAGACGACAGCACAAACAGUCUUUCAUCAUGAGAGCCAUCAUCGGCAUCCUCCUCUUCCUCAUGAUGCAGAGGUGUGUUGUCACGGGCAGCGGUUGCCAAAGCGACAGAAAUAAGGACCACCGGCCACGUGUAAGCUGCGUGAAUCAGGGGCUGACGGCCGUUCCCGGAGGGAUCGACCCACUCACACAAGUUCUGGUGCUCACAGAAAACCGCUUCAGUUCAGUCUCGUGGUCUGAUUAUUCUCCAUUCCUUCACCUGUAUGAGUUAGAUCUGAGCCACAAUCAGAUCACGGUGCUGGAACCACCAGGUCCAGUCUUGGAGAACUUGGGUGUUUUGCGUUUGUCAGGAAACAGGUUGACUGGUUUGGGUGGAGAGGUGUUUCGUUGCGCUCCCAAUUUGAUGCAGAUUUACUUGGAUGGAAAUCGGAUUCGCUCUCUUCAUGAUGCCACCUUCAGCUAUUUGCAGCGUCUGGAGAUCAUUAACCUUUCUCAAAAUGAGCUUCCUGCCCUUCCACCUCGUCUCCUGGAGCGGGUCUCUUCCAGCACCUUAAAAAGAUUUGACUUGGAGAACAACAGCGUCUCGCUGAUGCCCGAUGGGUUUUUCUCCUCUAAACCCGAGCUGCCGUAUGUUUACUUGUCUUAUAAUCCUUGGCUGUGCAGCUGUGCUGUAGGAUACCUCCACAGCUACCUGAAUGACCAGGACUAUAACGUCUACAAACACGAAGGUCCCGAUGAAUUCGUUCCUGGUACUGAUACCGUACUAUGUGCUGGGCCGCCUCACCUGAACGGACGAAAGAUUAUUAAACUAGAGAAGAAUGACUUCUGCCCACCAGAGCCAACAGAUCCACCUCCCUUCUACCCCAUGGGAGACCAGGAUUUUAAAGCAGCUGAUAUUAUUAUCACAACCCCUCAUGUACCAUCCACUCCGCUCAACACAACCUUGCCUGCUCCAAUCUACGCAACCUGGCCCGCUCCACUCAAAACAACCUCAUUCACUCAUUCCCUUGACACAACCUUGUCCGCUCCACUUGACACGACCUCGUCCGCUCCACCUGACACGACCUCGUCCACUCCGCUUGACACGACCUCAUCCGCUCUGCUUGAAAUGACCUCAUCUGCUCCACCUGACACGACCUCGUCCCCUCCACUUUACACAAACUCGUCCGCUCCGCUUGACACGACCUCGUCUGCUCCGCUUGUCAGUGACGUCCCGCUUGACACAACCUCGUCUGCUCCACUCAUCUGGACCGUUCCAUCCGUCAGGACUGUUCCGCCUGACACGACCUCGCCUAUGCUACUUGAGUCCUGGACCUAUACCUGGUAUGAUUUCUGGACAGAUUGGCUUUUGUCUACAGUGACUACAGCAGAGUUUAGUUCAUUAACUGAAGUUAAUGUAUCAUAUAACACAAUCGAGCAAUCGAGCAUCUUAAACAGCACGCAACCCCAACCUCAAACAGCCACGUCACCGAUCCCUGUCCGACAUAUAGCUUCGACGACUGCCCAACCCAAACCAAAGUCUACAAGUGUUGGGCUGCACUUGGCCAAAGGAGCAGGUAGUCAAGUUGUAGAUGAUGGAAGGACAUUGCCGUGGUGCUGGUGGUUAUUUGUUGGGUUUGUGUUACUGUGUGUGUUGUCUGCUCUGACUUCCUGUUUCCUGUUCAUCUGGCUCCUGAAAAGUUACCUGGUGCUUCAAGGCAGACUCAAGCGCUACACCCCGAUCUACUCGGACAGCGACGGGGUAACCUUGCGUGCGUACAAACGUAUCGAAAACACGGCGUCGCCAGGAGAGGAGAACGAGGAAAGCGUGACGUUUUUGUCCCUUGAACAGAUCAAAGAUGUUCAGGCCGUGUUUCGUAGUGUUCUGUUCAUCUCGAAAGGAAAUGACGAGGGACCGAAGGAUGCGCAGAUAGAGACUAAAGGAAGAGAUGCUUUGACCACAGUAUCCGCACAAGAGAGAGCUGAAGGCAGAGAGGAUGAAGAGCUUGUGUUCAGGAAAAGUCUGUUCAGAGAGAUUAGUCAAAAAGAGGAGAGUAACAAAUGGACAGAAGAAGAGGAAUGCUGGUACAGGACCAGAGAGAGAACCUCUCGAUACCGACUCGUCCUGAGAGAAACCACAGGAAGUGAAAGAAACAUGGAGUGGGUGGUGGGGGAAUGGGAGAUGGGAGAAAGGGGCGUGGUCAAUGAGAGAUCCUGUCCUCUGAUUGGACAGGUGGAUGGCACAUUGCCUUUGUCAUCUUCUAUCGAGUAAAUUGCUCUGGUAUAUAUAUAUAUAUAUAUAUAUAUAAGUAAUAAUUGACGACGGGCCGUUGAAUUACAAGAAAAUAAUGCACACCCAAGGUGGUUAUCCGGCCGUCAUUAUUUUCAAAUCAAUUAUUCUGCUUAUUCCAUGGUUACAAAAAAACAUUGCUCUGGUGUCUAUUUUUAAGACAUUUAAAAUGUUAGGUGUGUGGUUAUUAAAAAAUAAUCAACACCCAAGCAACAUUUCUCAGAACAAAGCAUUCAACCUAAAGUAUAAAUACCAAUAAUACUGUCUGUUCUAUUCUAGUCAUUCAUAAUUCUCAUAUUUUCUGUGGAUUCUAUUGAAACAAUGUAACAUUGUAAAAAGUGUUUAUAUAAAUAAAAAACCUUUGGGAAUAUAAAUGAGGCUUUAACAGGUGCUGGUUUAAAGCUAAUAAACACAAAUGAUUGAUUGUUUCAGGUCUGUUGUGAAUGUUAACCCACAUUAACUCUUCAUCAUUAAAUCUAAACACCACCAGAUAUAACGCUCAUAUUAUUACAAUGAUAAUAACAAUCCAUAUUGUGAGUGAAAAAUAUUUUUAUCCAUUGUGUCAGUCACACAAAUUAAUAUCCAAAUAGUUUAUCCAUAAAAGUAACCAAACUUUACAAGCUUUGUAUUUUUUGACAGGCCUGAAGUUAAAGUUUUUUUUAAGGUUAAGCAAUCUUUCAAAAAAAAAAAUUUUUUUUCAUGCUCAUCAUCUUGCCGUUCUUCAGAGGUCCUGUGCUAUCUGAAGGUUUGCUCAAAUUCAUCCAGGACUACAUAAGUCAUUCUCAAUUCCAUUCUUCAUUUCUAUGUUACAGUUCUUAAUAAAUGAAUAAAGGUUUA